AUGGAUAAUAAUAAUAAUAUCAAGAAAGAACAAGUUUUCUUACAUGGUGACUUGGAUAUUUAUGUAAUAGAAGCAAAAUCUCUUCCAAACUUGGAUCUUUCUUCAGAAGCAGUAAGAAGAUGCCUGAGCAUGGGGAACUUCUUCACAUCACCAUUCUCAAAGAAAAUGAGGAGUUCAGGGAAAGAUAAGAUGAUAACAAGUGACCCUUAUGUCUCUGUAGUCAUAGCAGGUGCUACCAUAGCUCAAACUAGAGUGAUUCCAAACAGCGAAAACCCGAUUUGGGACGAGCAUUUCAUCAUGCCGGUUGCUCACCCUGCUCACAAGAUUGAGUUCAUUGUGAAGGAUAAUGAUGUUCUUGGUGCUGAGUUAAUUGGUGUAGUUGAUAUUCCUGUUCAGAGGGUAGUCUCAGGGGAAAACAUAGAUGAUUGGUUUCCAAUCAUCGGACAGUACUCGAAUUGCUUGCAGGCUUAUCCUGAGCUGCAUAUUUCGAUUCAGUUUUGGCCGGUCGGAGGCGUUAAGGACGAUAUUUGUAGUGGUGAUAGUGGAGUUCCUAAGACAUAUUUUCCAUUGAGGAAAGGAGGGAAUGUGACUCUGUAUCAAGAUGCACAUGUUCCUGAUGGAAUGCUACCUGAUAUUGAAUUGGAUGGUGGAAAAGUGUUUCAAGCUGGUAAAUGUUGGGAGGAUAUUUGCCAUGCAAUUUUGGAAGCUCAUCAUUUGAUAUAUGUUAUUGGUUGGUCAGUUUAUCAUCCAAUAAAACUUGUUAGAGAGCCAACAAGGCCAUUGCCUUGUGGUGGAGAGCUUUCACUUGGAGAGUUGUUGAAGUACAAAUCACAAGAAGGUCUUAGAGUUGUUAUGCUCAUUUGGGAUGACAGAACUUCACAUGACAAGUUCCUUAUCAAAACUGAUGGAGUGAUGCAAACUCAUGAUGAGGAAACCAAAAAGUUCUUUAAAAAUUCUGCUGUUCAUUGCGUGCUAUCUCCGCGUUAUGCAAGCAAUAAGCUCAGUAUUUUCAAGCAACAGGUUGUGGGAACCCUCUUUACUCAUCAUCAGAAAUGUGUGCUUGUUGACUCACAAGGUGCAGGGAAUAAUCGGAAAAUAUCUGCUUUUAUUGGUGGUCUGGAUCUCUGUGAUGGCAGAUAUGAUACACCUCAGCAUAGGCUAUUUCGCGAUUUAGAAACCGUUUACAAAGAGGAUUUUCAUAAUCCUACAUUUCAAGUAGGUUCUAGUGGAGGUGGACCAAGAGAGCCAUGGCAUGACAUGCAUUGCAAGGUUGAAGGGCCAGCAGCUUAUGAUAUAUUAACCAAUUUUGAACAAAGAUGGAGGAAAGCCAAAAAAUGGCGAGACUUUAGACUCAACAAGGUCACGAAUUGGCACGACGAUGCAUUGCUAAGGCUAGAUCGGAUAUCAUGGAUUGUCAGUCCAUCUUUGAGUUCUGGUGAUGAUAAAGCUAUCCAGGUGACCGACGAAAAUGAUCCUGAAACUUGGAAUGUGCAGGUAUUUCGGUCCAUAGAUUCAGGAUCCGUGAAGGGUUUUCCAAAGGAUUUCGACAAGGCUCAGUCUCAGAAUCUUUUAUGUGGAAAGAAUUUAAAAGUAGACCAAAGCAUUCAUACUGCUUAUGUUAAAGCAAUAAGAUCAGCCCAACACUUCAUUUAUAUUGAGAAUCAGUAUUUUCUGGGCUCAUCAUAUCAUUGGCCUUCAUAUGAAAAAGCAGGUGCAAAUCACUUGAUUCCAAUGGAGUUGGCCUUAAAAAUUUCUAGCAAGAUCCGAGCGAAUGAACGUUUUGCUGUAUACAUAGUUAUACCAAUGUGGCCAGAGGGGGUUCCAACAAGUAAUGCUGUCCAGGAAAUCUUAUUCUGGCAGGGACAAACAAUGGCUAUGAUGUAUAAGAUUAUUGCAGAUGCACUUAAAGAUGCUCAAGUCUCCCAUAUAUAUCAUCCACAUGAUUUUCUCAACUUUUUCUGCCUUGGAAAUAGAGAACCUGAGGCCACACCAACUCCAUCACCACAUAGAGAAUCAUCUGAAAACCGUGGUUUGGGAUCAGUCAAGAAAUUCAAACGUUUCAUGAUUUAUGUUCAUGCCAAAGGAAUGAUAGUUGAUGAUCAAUACGUAAUCAUUGGAUCAGCAAACAUUAACCAGAGAUCAAUGGAUGGUUCAAGAGACACAGAAAUAGCCAUGGGUGCUUAUCAACCAAAAUAUACUUGGAAAGAAAAAAACUGGCAUCCACAUGGCCAGGUGUAUGGAUACCGGAUGUCGCUGUGGGCCGAGCACCUUGGCAGUCUUGAUGACAGAUUCAAAGAGCCUCAUAGCUUGGAAUGUGUGAGGACUAUGAACAACAUAGCCAAACAAAACUGGAACACAUUUGCAUCUGAUAGAAUCAGUCAUAUGAAAGGGCACUUGAUGCUGUAUCCAGUUAAGGUUGGCAGAGAUGGAAAAGUCACUGCACUUGAUAAUUGUGAUUCAUUUCCUGAUGUUGGUGGCAAAAUUCUUGGAGCUGCAAAUUCUCUUCCAGACACCUUAACCACAUGAUGAAAUAAUCAUCAAUGAUCAUUAACCAAAACUUCUUCAAGAAUUGCUUGCAGCACAAGAAAAUUGUAACAUAGCAUGUGGAGUAUCUUUGAGAAAACAUUAGAGGUGUAACAUAAAUACAUAA
Messenger RNA from Arachis stenosperma, 2650 nucleotides. RefSeq names its product phospholipase D delta-like. The transcript is spliced from 10 exons. Lineage: Eukaryota; Viridiplantae; Streptophyta; Magnoliopsida; Fabales; Fabaceae. Gene Ontology annotation, molecular function: D-type glycerophospholipase activity; calcium ion binding. Bases 1 to 2526 code for a protein of 841 amino acids. Gene Ontology annotation, biological process: phosphatidylcholine metabolic process; phospholipid catabolic process. The record is from RefSeq and is a predicted model, not a curated record. Gene Ontology annotation, cellular component: plasma membrane.